AGAAAGAGUAUAUGGGAAAGUGAGGGAAAGAGUGCAAAAGGAAGAUUGGGGGCUCUGACGAGGGAGAGAGAAAGAGAGAGGGGGGUUUAAAACGUCAGCGCGUGUAGGAGCCCUGCUGCCAGUCUGCAUGUACUGAUAUGUGCGACCCUCGAGGAGUUUGCGCUCCAGUCAGGCUCGCGCACUGGGAUCCUAACUGUCGCCAGCACAUAAAAGCGCGGAUAACGGUGAUGAUUCCCCUCACACAGCAACACGAAUCGGAGCUAAGUGUACGCAGAUGGCAGCGAAGAAGUAUCCUGUCAGUUUCCAGACACCUUUGGAUGUGACGCUCUCCAAGUAGCAGAGUUUACCGUGACAGAUAUCGCAGGUGGGAUUCCACUCUGAGGAGAGCUCGUGCUUGACUUUAUGUUGGACAUGGGACCGGGUCUCGACUGUUUUGGAUACGGUACCAGAGGAACCGCGUCUUCUUGAACGGAGAGCUGUCGACAGACAGGACAUCGACGAGAUGCGCUCCGACCACGGCUUGAUCCUGCUGCUCCUCAACGGGACAGCUUGCUUGUUGGCUCUAGGACAGGAAGAUACCCACUCGUUAUCUUCUUCAUUCUCCACGUCUACGUCUAAGUCCUCCUCCUCAGCAGACUCCUCCAAAACUCUGGGGGUUCUGGGAACUCAGGGCUCGAUUUCACCCCUGAAUCGCUGGGUGAUGCAUAGCCGCAGCCGUGCCGCCAACACUUCCACAAUGGAGCUGCCCUAUCGAUCGCCGGAGCCCUUUUCCAAACAGGAAUUUUGGGAAAUGCUAGGCAGCGAUCUCCUGAAAUCUGACACGGAUGCAUCAGGGAACUCGCGUGUCAAGCGGCACCCACCAAUCGUCAAAACUGGCAAAUUUAAGAAAAUGUUUGGCUGGGGUGACUUCUACUCCAACAUCAAAACGGUGCGCCUCAACCUCCUUAUCACUGGUAAGAUAGUGGAUCACGGGAAUGGCACCUUCAGUGUCUACUUCCGUCACAAUUCCACCGGUCAGGGGAACAUCUCAGUGAGCCUGGUACCUCCAGUGAAGGCAGUGGAGUUUGACUUGGAGCGCCAGAGCGUGGUCUAUCCUAAAGACUCAAAGAUCUUCAACUGCCGCGUUGACUACGAGAAGGUGGACCGUAGCAAACGCACCUCACUCUGCAACUAUGACCCCUCCAAGACCUGCUUCCAGGAGCAGACACAAAGCCACGUGUCCUGGAUCUGCUCCAAACCCUUUAAGGUCAUUUGUAUCUACAUUUCCUUCUACAGCACAGACUACCGUCUGGUGCAGAAGGUCUGUCCAGACUAUAAUUACCACAAUGAGUUGCCCUACCUGCCCUCAGGCUAGAGCUUUGUGGAGCAAUGGACUGGGGCAAGGAGGAUUGGUUGGGGGGGGGGGGGGAUUGCUAUACAAAGGAACAGUUAUUUGAUGGAUGUGAAGAUGAAUGCGCAAUGCUGAUUUGGGAGGUUUUUUUAAAGGAUGAAGAAGUCCUUAACUAAAGACUCUUCAGAAACUUAUAAUUGAGCUGAUAUGGAACACCCCCCUCAUGACCUGAACAUGAAAGGUGGUUCUCUAAAAGGUAUAAUUGGUAGCACUUUGAAUGCUACUUACCCACAAAGCUGGCUCCAAAUCUGUUAAUACCCACACACAACGCAGUCCCCUACAGGAACACAUACCAUUAUAUCCUGGGAAAAUGUCUCCAAAACAACUAAGAAUCUCCCUCUGACUGCAGAAGAGGGAUAAGGAGACUACACUGUCAUGCACUGCUGGGCGUUGCCAAGGCAAGGAUAAAAGUUGAA
This is a messenger RNA of Carassius carassius (crucian carp), 1806 nucleotides long. RefSeq names its product neurexophilin-1-like. Gene Ontology annotation, molecular function: signaling receptor binding. The coding region runs from base 503 to 1354 and encodes 283 amino acids. NCBI's taxonomy places the organism in Eukaryota, Metazoa, Chordata, Actinopteri, Cypriniformes, Cyprinidae. The transcript is spliced from 3 exons. The record is from RefSeq and is a predicted model, not a curated record.